Messenger RNA from Physella acuta, 2169 nucleotides. Its product is annotated as neprilysin-2. Gene Ontology annotation, molecular function: metalloendopeptidase activity. The record is from RefSeq and is a predicted model, not a curated record. Gene Ontology annotation, cellular component: plasma membrane. Gene Ontology annotation, biological process: protein processing. NCBI's taxonomy places the organism in Eukaryota, Metazoa, Mollusca, Gastropoda, Physidae.
GUUUUUUUUAGCGUACACUGUCCGACGGUCGAAAACUUUCCGUCCUUGUCAAAAUUGUAUUCUGUUUCCAGGAUGAGUUACAAACCUUCUCUACUGACUGCUGCCAUGAUAAUCUUCAUGCUGCCAGCAGGAAGCUCAGAGUCCAAUCAGACCGUAGACUUGUCCAAAUUACCGCACAAGAUACCAGAGCCCGUGCAGGAAAUUUGUAAUUCGGUCAAAUGCCAAUAUUUGGCGAAGCAGGUUGUCAACCUGAUGAAAAAAUCCGUCAACCCUUGUGAUGACUUCUACACGUACGCCUGUGGGAAUUACAGGCCCGCGAUGCUCAAUGAAAUUUCAAUCCUUGACGGCCUCAACAGAAAAAACUACGACUUCCUUUUGGAUAAGUUAAAUAGCGAAGUCGAAGAGUCUAACUAUUUCAGCGUGAAGUUGGCGAAAAUUUAUUAUCAAUCAUGCAUGAAAGAAGCCAAAAUGGAAGACAACCCCCAGCUAAUGGAAGUGAAGAACCAGUUCAGCAAACUCUGGCCCAGCUUAAACGAGAACUACGUUGAUGAGAAGCAGGACCUGAGCCAGCUUACAAACCUCCUCCCUGAGACACUGGGCGAGCCGUUCUACCACAUCAGGCAGUUGCCAGAUAGCAACAACAAGGAUCGCUAUUUGAUUCAUAUUGACUACCCGGAGCCCAGCUUAUUCAAGCGACAGUUCGGUAUAUCCAGCCACAGAAAGUUGUACGAGCUGUACGCCAAGAACUUUGGCAAACCUUCCCCGGCUGCUGCUCAUGAUGCUGAUGAGUGGGCCAUCUUUAUAGAUGCCAGAAAUAAGCUGAUCCACGAGCCUGGGACCGCUGGCUACGUCACACAUUACAGCCUCACCACCCUGGGGGAGAUCUCUCAACGUUUCCCAAAGUUCAACUUCAAAACACUCAUAGAGUUGGCUUAUCGCGAUGCUGGUAUCACCAUAACGGACAGCGAGCCCAUUGCGGUCAGGGAUACACAGUAUUUCCAGAAACUUCUUCAUCUUGUUGAGGACACGGAAAGCAGAACCCUGGUCAAUGCUGUAAUGUUCGAGAAAUUGAUCUGGCGUACCCUCCACGCUACCACUCUACUACAACAAGCCUAUCUGACUGUUUUUCCGACGCUGCACCCCUGGUGGAGGUGCUAUGAAGAACUAAACAGGUACUUCCGGGAGUCCAUCAUCCGACUCUACGAGAUCAACAAGUUCCCAAAGACUGCGGACUCACGUAACACAGUGAAGGAAAUCGUGAAAAUGCUGAUCGAUUACGCCAACACUACCGUUGCCGAACGACCUCUGACCCAUAACACCAAAAUGGGUUUUUUCAAAAAGCUAAAUAAAUUAAAAACUGUGGUCGGCUCGGAGAAAAACAACUUGGCGUUUUCAAAAAUUAACGAGAUGUACACUGGGCUGACCUUGGAUGUCAACGACUACAGUUCCAACCGUAUGCACGUCAGAAAACGAUUGCAAAUACUGGAGAGAAAACAGUUGCGUGGAGUACCUAAAGCUUUUGACAAAUACCAGCUAUUUCCCCUGCAAGCCAUCGCCGCCUAUGACGCCGAGAAAAACAAACUUUAUAUAGCAAAUGGCCUUGUUCAACAACCAUUUUUUGAAAGCAAUGCACCGAAAAUCUGGCUUAUCGCUAAAAUCGGUAUCAUCGCAAACACGGCUUUUGCAGAAAUACUAGGCGAGAAAGGCAGGAACUAUGACGACAUGGGCAACGAGAGAGGGUGGGUCAGUCCAGUGGAUGUCAACAAGUUUGAGCUUCAGAUCGUCUGCAUGACUUACAAAUACCUGCAACAGAUUGACAAUUUGACUAGCUUUGAAUUAAACUCCAACCAUGCAGCAGAAGUCAAAAAGGUUAUUAAAGAAAGCUUGGCAGUUAAUCUAGCGUUUGGCGCAUACCAUGGCAUCAAAUACACAGACCAAAAACUUCCUCUAGGUGAUUUAACAACUGAGCAAAUUUUCUUCAUUCUCUACGCUCAGAACUCUUGUCAGUUGCGCAAGGCUAAUAAUUUCUACACUAAAAUGAGGGUGAACACAGCCUUGAGAAACAGCAUCUUCUUUAGUGCAACCUUCAACUGUACCGAUACCUCCCCCAUGGGCUCACCCGUCAAGUGCUGAAACAGAGGAGGGGGGAUUAAACUUCAACUGUGUUUC